Teleopsis dalmanni is the source of this 850-nucleotide messenger RNA. RefSeq names its product SAGA-associated factor 11 homolog (gene Sgf11). Gene Ontology annotation, biological process: positive regulation of DNA-templated transcription; regulation of transcription by RNA polymerase II. Gene Ontology annotation, molecular function: transcription coactivator activity. The record is from RefSeq and is a predicted model, not a curated record. The transcript has a single exon. Gene Ontology annotation, cellular component: SAGA complex; DUBm complex. Lineage: Eukaryota; Metazoa; Arthropoda; Insecta; Diptera; Diopsidae. Bases 93 to 743 code for a protein of 216 amino acids.
CAUAAAAUAAGUAUACAAACAAUUAUUCUCUGUUGUUGACAAAAGUAAGGCAGAGUGAGGGGUCCGCAAAGUUCAGUAGUACGUUAAAUAAAAUGGCAACAGAUUCUAUGAAAGCUCCAUCUACUAGUCCAGCAUUGGGAAGUAACAAAAUAAAUGCACCUGGGAUUAGUGUUAAACACUUGUCUUUUGAAAAAUCAAAUUCAAUAACAACAGCUGCUCUCCUUAAGGCUUACAAAGAAAUUGUUAACGAUCCAAAAACCUUGGAUGAGGCAGCCAAUUAUUUGUAUCAAUCAUUGGUUGACGAUGCAGUGGUAGGAGUAUUUCUAGAAGUGCACCAUCUCCGAAAAAAUGGUAAUAUGACAGCUAUGGAAGGUGUACCAGAGGACGAUGCAACCAAUUCUCAUCGCAUUGUGGAGUUACCGAAUUUCGACAUUUUUGGCCCUUCGAAUACCAAGAAAGCGGAUGAUUGCAUAUGUCCCAACUGUGAUAAGCCGGUCUCCUGUACUCGUUUUGCAUCGCAUUUGGAAAACUGUAUGGGCAUGGGACGUUUAUCGUUGCGUAUAGCAAGUAGGCGUUUAGCUACAAGGGAAGCGACCAGUGCCAGCUCUUCAUCUUCUUCCUCAUAUCUUCAGUCAGCAAAUGUUUUAAUCAGUGAUGAUGACGAUGCUGAAAUCGAUCGGUCAGAAAAGCGCCGCAAGAAGUCACGCAAUAACGGUAACAAAAAAAAUGGAAAAUCAUUUUAAGCUGGAUAAAGAAAGUGGUUUCAACUAGCAGUUUCGCUUUUCAUCUGCAAAAGAAGGAAUACAUAAAAAAUGAAGAAGUAUAUCAAAUUAUAUUUUUCUUAGUUCCU